This is a messenger RNA of Mucor mucedo, 1269 nucleotides long. RefSeq lists its product as uncharacterized. Lineage: Eukaryota; Fungi; Mucoromycota; Mucoromycetes; Mucorales; Mucoraceae. The record is from RefSeq and is a predicted model, not a curated record. The coding region runs from base 1 to 1269 and encodes 422 amino acids. The transcript is spliced from 2 exons.
AUGGUGAAGCCCAGCGCAACAGAGGCCUACAAGCGAAAGAAAACAAAUCGAUUUAGCUCGACCAACCAACAACCUCGUUGGCAUAAUCAAGCCUACAUGUUGUAUUUGGCUCUCAGGCAACAUACCGAAAAGACCAUGGCUCGUACAGACCUCAUCAAGUCCGCUUUAGCAAACGACAAGCGCAUUAGUGAAGAAAGGUUAGUGCCUAAAGUCUUUCGAGGAAAGACACCCAUGAACUCGGCUUCAGCUAUUUUGACCAACAAUAGCGAUCGUUACUUUAUACCGUUUAAGCCUGAUGGCAGCAAGUCCAUGCAUUUCCGAUUAUCGUUUGAACCCGGUAGCUUUGAAAGUGCGUUUAAAGAGUACAACGAAUGGCAGGCGAAUUUAGUGCAACAUGAUUGGCCGUACUGUUUUGGGUCGCAAAAGAAGCCUAAAUUGGACUUCGUGAAAGAGCUCGAGAUUAUGCAAACGUAUCCUACCGAGUUUGAUGAGUUUUUAGCCAACCGUAAAAGACAACGCAACUUAACAAAGAGUGAGAGUAUGGUCGUAAAAAAGACCAAGAAGGAAGAACACAAGGAUGAACAAGGUACACCUCGUCAAUGGCAGGAUAUUAUUGCUCUUAAGAAAUCCACAGCGUCUGCCAACGAUAAUUAUCAUUAUUACAAUAACAAUAAUUAUUAUGGCUUAUUUGCAAGUCGUCCAUUACCCCAUAAUAUACCAUUAGGCUAUUAUUUCGGCGUACCCAUGACGGAAGAUGAGUUUGACUCGAUGAAGGAUGGGAUAGGACAAGCAUCCGAGUACAGUUACAUGUAUCAAAAGACCGUGAUUGAUCCCACCGAUAAGAAUGGACGCAUUUAUUAUCAUGAUGGCGCACCACUCUGUCCUUUUCAUUAUAUCAAAGAAACCACCAUUCGAGAAAAGGUCAAUGUAGCAUUUUAUGAAGGCGAGAUCAAGAAUCAGAUUGUAUGUUGGACAAAGAAGGAUAUUUCGCCAGGCGACGAAUUAUUCGCCUUUUAUCAUAACCAUGACUUGAUACCAUCUCCACCUCAUACCUCUUCAUCACAUAUGCCUGAUCAUUCUCCUGAACCCAUUUGCCAAACACCUACUGACACACCAGCAACAGCUGCAGCUGCCGUAUCACCACUACUAUCUCCCCCAUUGACUCAUUUACCUCCCAUGCUCUCGCGUCAUCAAGACGCCAAUAACGAGUACUGGCAAAAGAAACCAUCGAUAUCUUCCAUGUUAAAUACAACUAUUCCGAUACUUUAA